AUGUCUUCUUCCGACACAGGCUAUGCUGGAGAUCAGGAGGAGGCCUGCACCAGCAACAAAGAAGCAAGUCUUGCAACAGACAAAAAACCUAACACAAAAGGCACAGGAAACUCUGGUUUUGAGAGAGCACUUGCCCAGAGAGCGCUCUUUCGAUCAUAUAAUCACAGGGUGAAGGGGAGAAAAUUUGCCAACAAUAUUGCCAGGACGUUGCCAGGUAGGCUAAGCAAGGUAUCCUUGGCAGACGAUUCAGCAGACCGAUAA
Molecule: messenger RNA, 261 nt
Organism: Linum tenue
Lineage: Eukaryota; Viridiplantae; Streptophyta; Magnoliopsida; Malpighiales; Linaceae
Source: the annotation of a GenBank genome assembly